AUGAAUGUCCACGCUCCGGCCUUUUCAUUCAGUCUGCGUUCGGUCCACGGCGGUUGCAAGCUCCAGUGCCGCCUCUACCUCCCUGGUUGGAUCCGAAAUAUAGAAUCGGACCCGAGAGGGUCAGUUCGUGGUGUAAUUCUCGGACACCCCUAUGCACCACUCGGUGGCACCUACGACGACGAAGUGAUCAGUUUCCUCGGCGACGAGCUUCUUCAUGAAGGCUAUUUCGUGGGGACAUUCAAUUUCCGCGGUGCCGCACCCUCUGAGGGACGAUCCAGCUGGACUGGACGACCCGAGCUGGGAGACUAUGUGGCCUUCUACGGAUUCAUGCUACAGUACUUGCAUCGAGUAGAGGUUGCACUCCUACAAAAACAACCCCGCGACCCAGAUCACCCCCCUUCGCCCAUUGCAUCCGCAGAUCGGAAUAUCCACCUCAUUAUCGGGGGAUACUCCUUCGGGUCACUGAUAGCGUCGCAUGUGCCGACGCUUGAUGUCAUGAUAGACCUAUUCCGAACCGGAGCAACAAACCCGGGCACGCCCAUCUACGAGAUUGGCCGCAAAGCUAGGAAGAUCGCAGCGGCAACGAUCCGUGAUCUGGCCCCAGCAAAUCCAGAGGAGAGCGGGAACCCGGACAACCCCGACGAGAUCGAGUUGAGUGCGGAGACAGCCAUAUCCUACUUGCUCGUGUCACCUCUGCGGCCGCCGGUGAGCCAGCUUCUGACCGGUUUCUGCAGCCUAUCGCUGAACGUGGGGGGAAUGUCAGCUCCAGCUCAGGUUCGGGCCGCAGUGCGUCCAGCCGACCAGCUGAGUGCUCACCGGACUCUGGCAUUAUAUGGGGAUCGGGACGAGUUCACCUCCGUGCGUAAACUGCAAAGAUGGUCAGCCGAAUUGAGCCGCGUGCCGCAGAGUCAUUUCCAGAGCGGCGAAAUCGAGGGUGCGGGACAUUUUUGGCGAGAAGCAGGCGUCGCGGAGGAGGCAAAACGCAUGCUCCGUGAAUGGCUGAGGUCUGGACUUUGA
Penicillium cinerascens is the source of this 1017-nucleotide messenger RNA. RefSeq lists its product as uncharacterized. Bases 1 to 1017 code for a protein of 338 amino acids. The transcript is spliced from 2 exons. The record is from RefSeq and is a predicted model, not a curated record. NCBI's taxonomy places the organism in Eukaryota, Fungi, Ascomycota, Eurotiomycetes, Eurotiales, Aspergillaceae.